Molecule: messenger RNA, 1419 nt
Organism: Debaryomyces hansenii CBS767
Lineage: Eukaryota; Fungi; Ascomycota; Pichiomycetes; Serinales; Debaryomycetaceae
Gene: FGR15
Product: Fgr15p
Exons: 1
Coding region: 1-1419 (472 amino acids)
Source: RefSeq, a predicted model, not a curated record
AUGACUUAUUCACCGUUACAUGUAAUGAACCAGAAUGCAUGGGGAUCAUAUAAUUCCGAGGUUAACAGUGAUGGUAUCAAGCCGGGCUUUCGCAUACCAGACGAACAGGGGGCCAAGGUAAGCCAGACACAGCUUUUAACGCAAAAGGGACAGUUCUCAUUGGAUGAGAUUGUCUCUAUUUUGAAUGCUUGUACACCUCAAUCUCUUGACGAGUACAACGAACAUAUUUUCAAGAUUAUAUCGCUAAUCCACGAGGACCAAAUUGGGCCAGACCAAUUCACAACUUUGGAGAAGAAGUUGUACGAGCUUAUGGAUAUGCUUUCUGGAUUUAUUGAUAAUGAAAAUCCGAUACAUUCUAAGUUGUACACGAUUGUGGAGAAGUGUUUCGAUAUAUUUGUUAAAAUUUCAACCAACCAUAGAAAUGUCGAUUUGUCGACCAGAACGAUUAGAUUCCUAACAAAUUUGAUUAUGAAUUUAAAUUAUUGGGAAUUAUAUAACUUAUUAACGUGGAAGCCGUCUAUCUAUCAUUUCUUGUCAAUUAUACAAUUUGACUUGAACGAAUGUUAUGCCAAGUUCAUUGAGGAUUAUUCAAAAUACAAGCACCACCAAGCCUCCUUAAACGAAGCCAUUAAGCUUAAAGGAAAAACCAAACGUCCAAAAUCAAAGAAAUCCAUUUCUCAAGAUUCUGGAAAUUCUGCUUCACCCGUAUCUGAUGAUGCUUCGCUCAGUCCUUACGAAAAUUUAUCGGGAUCAAGUACUCCUUCUUCAUUUCUUUAUGUUAAUGCAUCAACAGAUGAUCAUGAUAAGUUUGUUUCGGAAUCAUUGGCUGGAUUGACUCCAAGUGAAAAGAAGAAAAUAAGGGUGGAUUCGAAGCUUGCAGCUCAUAGAAUCAUUAAGAAAACCUCUGCAGCAAAACCAUCUAACAAGUCUUCAAAUUAUGAUCCUGAUGUGGUUCACGAAUGUCAAUUACCUUCGGCUGAUGAGCCUGAUAAGAUGUGCUUACGUCGCUUCUCAAGAAAAUAUGAAUUAAUUAGACAUCAAGAGACUGUUCAUUCGAAAAAGAAAAAACUAUUUAAGUGCUACGUUUGUGUGAAACAAAGCCCUAAUAUUGGCCCCAGAAUAUUUACUAGACAUGAUACCUUAGCAAAACAUAUAAGAGUAAACCAUAAAAUUUCGGGUAGAGAAGCGAAAGCUGAAGUUGCCUACUCUAAGAAGCAUGCAGAGAUUGUGGAAGAGGGUGACAUUACAGUACACGUAGGUCGAAGAAAAACAAAAGUGGACUUCGAGCUACGUGCACAUAUGGAAAAGAGAAAAUCCAGUAAAGAUUCGUCAGAUAUGGAUGAUGAUAUGGACGAUGAUAUGGGAGAUAUCAAUGAUUCUCCUGGUGCAAUUGAUUCAGCUGAUGAUACAUUUAACUAA